Molecule: messenger RNA, 306 nt
Organism: Pelobates cultripes (western spadefoot toad)
Lineage: Eukaryota; Metazoa; Chordata; Amphibia; Anura; Pelobatidae
Source: the annotation of a GenBank genome assembly
AUGGGGAAUACCUCCGACGGCCCCUUCUAUUGCACAGAAGCCAUCUUGGAUCUUGCGUGCUACUGCGAGAUCCAGGUGGUCAUUUCAGACCAUGAGCACCUGCGCGAGAUCGCGGCGGGCAAUUUUUGGAAUCCCUCGAUCCGCGUACAUACUAGCCUCAUGGCGGCCAUCUUGGAAUUUCUGCGCGAGAUCGCAGCAAUACAAAGUUUAUUUUCUGUAAGCCCGCGGUUUGCGUGGGCAUCACAUAGCCCCCCGGCGGGCUCCACACACUCUUUGUUUUCCUCAGUUAGAUUCUAUAAAAGAUAA